This is a messenger RNA of Aspergillus saccharolyticus JOP 1030-1, 1962 nucleotides long. RefSeq names its product putative long-chain fatty acid transporter. The record is from RefSeq and is a predicted model, not a curated record. The transcript is spliced from 3 exons. NCBI's taxonomy places the organism in Eukaryota, Fungi, Ascomycota, Eurotiomycetes, Eurotiales, Aspergillaceae. Gene Ontology annotation, molecular function: long-chain fatty acid transmembrane transporter activity; long-chain fatty acid-CoA ligase activity. Bases 1 to 1962 code for a protein of 653 amino acids.
AUGCUCGAGAUCCCUGAUAUGCCUUUGUCUCUCGCCGCGCCGGUGCUGGCCACGACCCUCGCUUAUCUCAAUGCGAAGUACUCGCUCUUCUAUGAUCGCAUGCUGAUCAAAGUUCUUCUCAAGAUUGCCGUUAAUCUUCGGUCGGGCGAGCGUCGUGAUAAAGUCAAUUUAUUCUACAAGCUUGAAAGCCAUGCUCUGAAUUCUAAAACGAGGGACCGACCGUUCCUUGUCUACAAUGGCCGCAGCUGGACUUUCCACGAGGCAUACAUUACAGUACUGCAGUAUGGGGCGUGGUUGAAGAAAGUGCACGGGGUCAAGCCCAGAGAGAUCGUGGCCAUGGAUUUCAUGAACUCAUCCACUUACAUCUUCAUCUGGUUCGGUCUCUGGAGCAUCGGCGCCGUGCCCGCUUUCAUCAACUACAACCUAUUAGGCAAAACUUUGACACAUUCUGUUCAAACCUCGUCGGCGAGGCUGCUGUUGGUCGACGAGGAGCUGCGCGCUCAGUUUCCUCCCGAACAGCUUGAAACUUUCGCGUCCCCGGACUUUCGAGAAGGCAAAGGAUCAGUCGAUGUGGUUUUAUUGACGAGUGAAACGGAAGCGCAGAUCCUACAGGUGGAGCCAACCCGUGAGGACGAUCAGGUUCGCGAUGGAGUCAAGCUACGGGAUACCGCUGCGCUUAUCUAUACGAGUGGGACGACUGGCCUCCCGAAGCCUGCCAUCAUCGGCUGGAGAAAGGCUUGGAGCACGGGUAUCAUGAUCACGAACUGGAUAAAUCUUAAGAGCACGGAUCGUUACUAUACAUCGAUGCCCCUCUAUCACUCCUCGGCCUCUCUGCUCGCUGUCAUGCCGUGUCUAUGGACUGGCUGCGCCUCGAUCAUUGGCCGCAGGUUUUCUGCCCGCAACUUUUGGCAAGAGGUGCGCGAAAGUGAGGCCACCAUCAUUCAGUAUGUGGGCGAAACCAUGCGGUACCUCCUUGCUGUGCCUCCUGCUUUCGACCCAGUGACUGGAGAGGACUUGGACAAGAAGCAUAACCUUCGACUGGCCGUGGGCAAUGGUCUUCGCCCAGAUAUCUGGAACCGAGUGAAGGAGCGCUUCAAUAUCCCUGGCAUCGCCGAAUUCUACGCAUCUACGGAGGGUACAUCCGGAUCGUGGAAUCUUUCAUACAAUGACUUUGGUGCUGGAGCCAUCGGCCGAAACGGAGGGUUCACUUCUUGGGUCCUUGGACGCAGCAUAGCAAUGGUCAAAGUUGAUGAAGUCUCACAGCAGCCUUGGCGCGACCCGAAGACGGGGUUCUGCAAGCAGGUGCCUCGAGGAGAGCCAGGAGAGUUGCUGUGGGCGUUGAACCCCACUGACCCCAACGAAACCUUCAGCGGAUAUUUUAAUAAUUCCAAGGCUUCGGACAGCAAGGUCAUCCGGGACGUUCUGCGCAAGGGUGACGCCUUCUUCCGCACCGGGGACCUGGUCCGAUGGGACAAAGAGGGUCGUUGGUACUUCAACGACCGCUUGGGCGAUACCUAUCGCUGGAGAAGCCAGAAUGUGUCGACUGCCGAGGUUUCCGAAGUGCUGGGAGGCCACACAGACGUCCAUGAAGCGAAUGUAUACGGGGUGGCGCUGCCCCAUCACGACGGCCGAGCUGGGUGUGCCACUAUUCUUCUUCAGCAGCAGACUCGCGCUGACAACCCGUCCAUUCUGAUUCCUCCGACGCAGGAGACUUUGAGCAGCUUGUCUGCGCAUGUUUUGAAGAAUCUCCCGCGGUAUGCCGCCCCGCAAUUCUUGCGCGUGACGCUGGCCAUGCAAACCACGGGCAACAACAAGCAGCAGAAACAUGUCCUGCAGUCGCAGGGUGUUGAUCCGUCAUUGGUUGCUGCAGAGGACAGAUUGUACUGGCUGCAGGGCAACCAAUACGUGCCGUUUGAGCGUGAUGAUUGGAGCCGAUUGCAGGCCGGAAAGGUGAAGCUGUGA